Messenger RNA from Closterium sp. Yama58-4, 1860 nucleotides. The record is from the annotation of a GenBank genome assembly. NCBI's taxonomy places the organism in Eukaryota, Viridiplantae, Streptophyta, Zygnematophyceae, Desmidiales, Closteriaceae.
AUGAGCACGAGGAUAGAUCGCGCGCUGAUAUCGCAGCCGUUGCAGUGUAAGCUGAUCGAUGUCUGGCACGAGGAGAUAACCAACAACAUGACGGACCAAUGGUAUGCGGUGGCGGUGUCACUGGAGUCGUCCACGGCGAUUGCGCGUGGCCCGGGGAUCUGGAGAUUGAGAGGGAACGAGGCGAAGAAGGCGGGGGUCAGAAAGAUCAUCAAGAAGGUGCUUGAUGAGGCGGCAGGGGACCUCAUUGCCGCGCUACCUCGCUUGACGGUGUGUUUGAGGGCGUACGAGAGGCAGGAACGAAAAAGGGUGAAGGCGACGAGAGCACACCUGUCAAAAGAAGUGGAGAUCUUCUGCUACCGCUUGAUGGCAAACCCGCACUGUCAGCGCACAGUCUCCGUUCUGCUAAAAAAGGAAGAGCUGCUUCUGGCCUACGAUAAGAUCCACAAGGAGAAGUUGCAGAUCUGGGCUGGCAUGACGGCGGAGCUGGACGGGGAGGCGGCGACCGGUUACCUGUCGGGGAAAAUUAAGAUGCGGAAGGCAAAAACAGAUAUCAAAGAGGUUAGUCUAAAAGGAGUCAGCUAUACUGGAGCAAGAGAAGUACUUGGCGCGGCUACUAAUUUCUUCCGGGAAGCUUUUGGGGCAGCCGCCCUGGAGGAUUCGGGUGACGUCGGGCGAAAACCCAUGGAGCGGAAGCUGGGAGACAGCAGCAAGGAGGCGCUCAGCGCGCCAUGGACAGAAGAGGAAGUGCGUAAGGCAGUGAAGGAGUUAUCGUCGGGGAAGUCGCCGGGGCUUGACGGGCUCCCAAAGGAACUUUUUGAGCACAAUUGGGAUGUGCUCGGGCCGGCGCUGAUGGGUUUUGUCCGGAAUUUCGCGGAAACAGGGAAGCUGCUGAAGUCCAUCAACACGGCGGUGACAAUCCUCCUGCAUAAGAAGGGGAGCAAGGACGACUUGGGGAAUUACAGACCAAUUACGUUGCUGAGCACAAUCUAUAAAGUGGUGGCGAAGGUGAUGGCCAACAGACUUAAAAAGGUAAUACACGAAGUGAUAUCGGAGGACCAGGCUGGAUUUAUACCUGGCAGGAAGCUGGCAGAUGCGGUGGCGGUAGUGGCGGACGCCAUUGAAGCAGGGGCCAGCGGCAGGGAAGACUGGCUGCUGCUCAUGGUGGAUUUCCAGAAAGCUUUCGACUCAAUCUCGAGAAGCUUCCUCUUCCGCACCAUGAGGAGCAUGGGCUUCCCGGAGAACUUUAUGUCCUGGACAGAGGGCCUGCACAGGGAAGCGGGCACGAGACUGCAUGUAAAUGGCUGGACAGGCGACGCGGUUGCAGUAAAAAAGGGGGUGAGGCAGGGCUGCCCGCUGGCGCCAUACCUCUUUUUGUGCGCCGUGGAGCCGCUGUGCCAAGAAAUUGCGAGGCGGGAUUUGGGGAUUGGAAAAGCAGAGCUGGGAAAGCUGGCGUACCUGGGGUAUGCAGACGACACCUCCCUAUUGCUGCAAGGGGAGGAACAGCUGGCGACAGCGACGGAAGUGCUCGAGAAAUUCGGAGAGGAGUCUGGGCUGAAAGUCAAUCGGAGCAAAACGGUGGUUUUCCCGCUGGGGAGUAACAGAGGCAACCAAUCACCGCCGCAUCUUCAGUACAAGUGGGCAGACAAGGGCGAGCCGGAGCGUCUGCUGGGUGUGUGGAUCACACCAAACGGGGACCCGGAGCCAUCCUGGGAGAGGGCACUGGACAGGGCAAGGACAGAGUUAGCAAGUUGGGAGUCGCAGCACCUGACAACCACAGCCAAAGUUACCAUAAUCAAUGUAUACAUCACACCGAUCUUCCUGUUUCAAGCGCAGAUUUACCCGCCACCGGACGAAAUCUAG